This is a messenger RNA of Coregonus sp. 'balchen', 8830 nucleotides long. The record is from the annotation of a GenBank genome assembly. Lineage: Eukaryota; Metazoa; Chordata; Actinopteri; Salmoniformes; Salmonidae.
AAUCAAGCAGUUGGAGCAAUGCACAGAGACAACAGUCAACAUAAGAUCAAUUUGUGAUGCACACGGGUGACGCCGUAUGUCUAGAGUCGCAUUACCAAAGACUAGCGUGGGAUCGGUCCCUACUGCCGCUGCUGCCUGCCUGCGCCUGUCUCAUCUGGAAUAGCACGGGAACCCGUUAUUUUUCACUCUGCGUCUUGAAGAGGCCAAUUUUAGGGGAUAUUCCCAUUUAGGCAUUCUUGAUCAUCGGGAGGUUUUUUACUGUCUCAAAAUACACGACAGUGCAGACGACCAUUAGUAAUAGCAUCUCCAAAAAUUGUAUAAUAAGGUAAGAAGCAUUUUGUCUGCAGAAUGUCGUUUUUAUGUUGGCAUGGCAUGUAUUUAAAUUGUUUGAGAUGAUUGUCUAGAGAUAUAAUAAUUUCCAUUCACUAUGUAUCACAUAAUUGGGGGUUUUCCUGCCCUUAUAGACAAAUUUCAAUGAAUGAUAUUUGGGGAGAGGUUUGGCGUUUUAUUUUGGGGAUCUGCGCAUCCAUCAUGAACAUUUGCAUAACGUUUAGAAAACUAAAAACAUGCUAAAUGAAUUACUUCUAUUUCGAAAAUAAUAUUCAAAUCAUGCUUUUCCGUUGGUUUAGUCACAUUUCACGAGAAUGACCAGACGACUAUGUCAUUUGAUUGGUUGAUUCUCCAUUUUUGUCAUUUUUAGAUGUUGCGCAUGGUGAAAAAUGACAUGAGAAAUAGAGUGAUGUGAUUUCGAGCGGGUUAUCACUUACAAGGUUUAAUUCCCACACCACUGCGUCGUUUCUAUCGGAAUGCACUUGUAUACCCCCCUCUAUGUCCGAGCAGGCUUAUACCAUGAACUGGAUAUCUGAAACGACAUGUUCUAUCUGCAAUUAAAUAGCAUAUUUUCCCCCCACAUCACGUUAGUGUUGCGCGUACAUGUGAUGUGGACAACCAUACAUUGUUAUAUGUGUAACGACAUUAAUCUAAGGUGAAGAAUAUUAAGCCUUCAGACCGUAGGUGCCAAACCCAUUUUCACCUUCCCUCUGAUCUCUUUACUCAUCUUCAAGCAAAAAUGUUUCUCCUCAAGGUCAUUCCAUGCCUUGGGCUCAUUUGAUGUUAUGUAAGAUCCAAAUCAUUUCAACACAAGCCUUUUGGUUGCAUCAUCUAAAUAUAUGUCAUUUUUUAAUGAAAAAUAUCCUUUGCGCCAAAUGUUGGAUAUGCAACACACAUUGCAAAUAGGCCAAGCCUAUGUCAAUGUGUAAUGUGCCUGUAUGGGGCAUACAUGGCCUCUGCAAAGAGGUCUGCACCUUUUUGGCAUAGGCAGUGCACUACCACAUGGUUGUUGGUUCAAGCACGGUGCUUGCUGUCCAUGACUCCAUCACAAUGUAUGCCUACUGCAUAGCCUACACCUAAGGCCAUCGACAGCUUUUAUCAUAUUAUGGUUGUUCCAGUUAUCUCCCACAACUGUCAAUUUAACAAUUAGUCUUUGAGUUAAUUUAAUUUUGAUUAUGUUUUCUAGGACAGGAUAACAUUUUAGCAUAUAGGCAACUGAAUGGCCCAUGUAUAGUUUCCAUAGUCAACAAACAUAUUGGCAGAGCAGAUGUAAGCAGUAGCCACUGCCAAUCCAGGCUGUCAGAUUUGUGACUUUUUAUUAUUUAAGAUGAUGAUCCACUGUGAAAGAGAGCAGCUCGCCAGUUGGGUUGAUUCCCUUGUUGAUUCAUUAUCUAGUCAAUGGCUUUAAAGGAUUAAUGAAGUACUGCACCAUCGAUGCUCCCUCCCUCCGCCCAAAACAUGCUGCCUGUCUGAAGAGAGCUGCAUCAACUCCUAUCUAACUACAGACUCCCUCACAUCUGAAGUUGCGGAAGGCAUCGCCCAAGAAUUUGUGAGAUCAACAUGAAUUCGAUUUUUUCUGUUUUGUUUUUACAGCAACUUUGAGAUUCCUUGUGUAAUGAAAAGCACUAUAUAAAAUAAAUAUAUUAUUAUAAUUACUGCCCAUGCACCCUAUGGGCUACACACUGCUGGCUUCAUAUGAUUACUCCAUUAUGUUAUGAUGACAUAUCCUUAUCACUCAUUCAUUAAUGAAUAGAUUCCUCUAGAGGUUUAUACUUUGACGUUAUUAAAUGUGAACUGCAGUUAAAAAUAUACGUCCCAAAUGGCAUCCUAUUCCCUAUAUAAUAAACUACCAACCAGUGCCCUAUGGGCACUAUAAAUUUGGGACAAUCCCCAAAUAUCAGGCUACAGGUAAUUUUGGAACCCAGAACCAAAACUCGCGUGCGAAAGUCUGUCACAAGAGACUAUAGGCUACAGGUAAAACGUAGACAGGUACGUUGGAUGAUAGGUAAUGAUCGAACGCUUGAUGUGAUAGUCAGUCUUGCUGACUGCAGUGGUCCUACCCAGCACUGUGUGAUGUCAGGCCAGAGACUGUGGUGCCAACAGAUUUAGAGAACACAAAUAGAACACUGGCAUCAGGCAGGGAAAGCAAUUCAUUAUUGAUAUAUAGUCUUUUCUUUUUUUUCCUUCUUUUUUUUACUAAUUUCAUUCCUUACAAAGGGACUGUUUGAAACAAAGCAGGUUUGAGAGCAAACUUGUUGGUUACAUUUCCUAUGAAAACCCUCUCUUUAUAAUGCGUUAUAAGCACGUUUAUAACACCUUAUGCGUUAUACAUAAUGCAUUAUAAUGCACAACAUACAUUUGAAUGUGUGGUAGGCUAUUUCUAUCACCACGUUGGUAGAAAAAUACCCUGAUGAAGGUCUAUUGAGACCGAAAUGUUGGUCUAUGAUCCAUUAAAUGUCGCGAAGCAUCAAGAUCACCUAUGUGCUGGAGUUUCCUUUCUAUUCAGUAUAAAUCCUUCCCAGUCAUCAUUUUCAGAGAUGUUUUAUGUUAUUGAGUCUCUUUGGUCAUGUGCUUCCUGCACAACAGGCACCAUGGGAAAACAGAACAGCAAGCUGACCCCUGAGGUGAUGGAGGACCUGGUGAAGAGCACAGAGUUUAACGAACACGAGCUCAAGCAAUGGUACAAAGGCUUCCUCAAAGACUGCCCCAGCGGCAGACUGAACCUGGACGAAUUCCAACAGCUCUAUGUAAAGGUGUGUUGUGAUUGGCUACAUUCUCUUAUUGCAGAUCAGGUAUGGUACAUCUGCUUUACAUGCUGGAGACGUUAUUGAUAUGGUGUUAUAACUUCUAGCUAGGGAAAUGAUUGAUACCAUGAUUAUAUAAUGUGAUUAUAAGAAACCUUUGUAAAGCUAGAACAGAGCGGAAUCAGGGUUUGAUUUCUCUGUUCGUAUUGAAACUGCACUGUUGUUCAUUAUGUUUUCUAACUGAUCAUAAUGCUUGAACAGUUGUCACUCUGAGCUAUGUAUUAUGGAAUCCUUGUAAAUGGUUCAAAGGAAGCCAGUAGAGGUGCGUGGGUAAAAUCACUGGAGAAGCCACGGCAGGAAAGAAAUGGCAUAUUACAACCUGUGUUGUGAUAAUUGCGUUGUUUGCUCUAUAACCUGUUAGUUCACAUGCCUUGCCACCAUGAUAUAUAGGCCUAAGGCCAAGACAAUAAGAAGACACAGUGGCAGAAUAAAUUCAACCACACCUUUGUUUCAUCACAAAACCGGAGAGCAACAUCUGUCCGGUGGAGUCCACAAAGCAUAUUGCAGUUGCAUGACCUACAGCAUGGACAAGCAAGUUAAUGUUUUCAACAUUUUCGGACUACUAAACAAACACCAGAGAGUUACCGCAAGUCACAAAGAAAACAGGAGCUGCCUCCACUAUUCCAGCACCAUUUCAACUUUAACAUUUCAACAUCAUCAAAUCACCUAUACUUAGUCUAAUACAGUGACAACUAAAAGAUUCCCAAAACAAUUUAGUCCAAUCAACGUAAGCAAAAUAUAAUGUGGCUGUCCAUGGUUCUGAUUUCUGUGUGUGUGUGCAUAAGUAGAAAAAACAUGUUGACUCACCCUACUCCAAUGCCAUCCUCCUCUCUUUCAUGCUGCCGAAACGGUCUAUGACUCUGUCAUACAAUACACGCUUUUAUUUUUUGUUGUCCUAGGCUACCUGGCUAAAAUGCUUGCUCGCUAGCCUAACUUCCUUUCAUGGGCAACGAUUAGCCAGCUAGUUAACAUUAGCCUACUACAUCUAGCUACAUAUUGAACUUCCAUCCUCUCAGGCCAGAGGCACAAUGUAUGAAUUUAUGGUUGGAUUAGAAUUGUCGUUAUAAUCAUUGGUCAGUACGGAGAAUUAACUAAAACCAAGUCCAAAUCCCUAUCUCCAUCCAUUUAUAAUUUAGGAAAGGGCCAAUUUUAGCUAGCCACCGGAUGACAACAACACAACAAGAUGCAACAAUUCAAAAAAAAUUCUGUCAAUGACGUUUAGUUUUUGAUGUGAUGUGAUUGGUGUGAUGCCAAAUCCAAACUGGCUUCCCUUGACACUUUUUUUGGUGCGUCAGGACCAUUCACAGUUGAGUUCACUCAGUUUAUCUCAACGCUGAUUGCCUAUCAUUGUAUAAAAAAAAUAUUAAGGGAGGCCAAAUGCUCGCUGGCUUCCCUUGCAUUCAAUGUUACGGGCAGCAACAAUGUCAUACUCUUUUUGACCAGACAGCAUCAGAUAGAUGGGCUACACAUACAGAGACAGAGGGGCGCUGUUUCGCUCGUUAGGAUGCUUUCUCCGGUGAGAUACAUUCAGCCUCUUGCGAAUUGAAGGAAAAUUAUGAAACACAGAAAGACGAAAGAUAAAAUGAUUUCUGGGGGAAGCCUAGCUUCCCUUGGCAUCCAUGAAUACACAACAAUGAAGGAAGCUGUUCUAAUCAGUUAAAGAUCUAAGUUAGAUACAACUAAAGACAUGUUUUUAAACGUCAUGUUAGAGAUGAAUAAAUAGUUGUAUAUCACAGCUGUCUCUCAAUCAAUCAAUCAAUCAAUCUCUCUCUAUUUCGCAGUUCUUCCCGUAUGGCGACGCGUCAAAGUUUGCACAGCACGCCUUUAGGACCUUCGACAAGAACAGCGACGGCACCAUCGACUUCCGAGAGUUCAUCUGUGCCCUGUCCAUCACAUCACGUGGCAGCUUCGAGCAGAAGCUCAACUGGGCUUUCAACAUGUAUGACUUGGAUGGAGACGGCAAGAUCACCAGGGUGGAGAUGUUGGAGAUCAUCGAGGUAAGGAAUCACAUUGAUGGCUGGUUUCCCGGACACAGAUUAAGCCAAGUUCUGGAUUGAAAAGCUAUUUCCUCCAUUGAAAUAGUUUUUUAGUCCAUUAUUAGGUUUAAUCUGUGUCCGGGAAACCAGCCCUAUACUGUAUGUUUAAAACAAAUUAUACUGGAUUGUUACCAUGACAUUUAUACCAUUUGUUCAAGCUAUCUAUCCAGUUUGAAGUAAUCAGCAGUGCAUGUUGUUAGAAUGUAUACUACUAAAGACAAACAUGACUAAAAGGAAACAUUGAGACAGAGGAUGAUCAAGUUUAACUAGAUAAUCAGGAGAAUGUUUAGGACUACAGUUUUAUAUUGUGGGGAACAUUUGCAGUGGUGUAAAGUACUUAAGUAAAAAUACUUUAAAGUACUACUUAAGUAGUUUUUUGGGGUAUCUGUCCGUUACUUUACUAUUUAUAUUUUUGCCAACUUUUACUUUUACUUCACUACAUUCCUAAAGAAAAUAAUAUACUUUUACUCCAUACAUUUUCCCUGACACUCAAAAGUACUCGUUACGUUUUGACAGGAAAACACAAGUGCUUUGUUUGUGUUUAUGUCUGAGUGUUGGAGUGUGCCCCUGGCGAUGCGUCAAAAAGAAUAUAUACACUGCUCCAAAAAAUAAAGGGAACACUUAAACAACACAAUGUAACUCCAAGUCAAUCACACUUCUGUGAAAUCAAACUGUCCACUUAGGAAGCAACACUGAUUGACAAUACAUUUCACAUGCUGUUGUGCAAGUCGAAUAGACAACAGGUGGAAAUUAUAGGCAAUUAGCAAGACACCCCCAAUAAAGGACUGGUUUUGCAGGUGGUGACCACAGACCACUUCUCAGUUCCUAUGCUUCAUGGCUGAUGUUUUGGUCACUUUUGAAUGCUGCCGGUGCUUUCACUCUAGUGGUAGCAUGAGACGGAGUCUACAACCCACACAAGUGGCUCAGGUGGUGCAGCUCAUCCAGGAUGGCACAUCAAUGCGAGCUGUGGCAAGAAGGUUUGCUGUGUCUGUCAGCGUAGUGUCCAGAGCAUGGAGGCGCUACCAGGAGACAGGCCAGUACAUCAGGAGACGUGGAGGAGGCCGUAGGAGGGCAACAACCCAGCAGCAGGACUGCUACCUCCGCCUUUGUGCAAGGAGGAGCAGGAGGAGCACUGCCAGAGCCCUGCGAAAUGACCUCCAGCAGGCCACAAAUGUGCAUGUGUCUGCUCAAACGGUCAGAAACAGACUCCAUGAGGGUGGUAUGAGGGCCCGACGUCCACAGGUGGGGGUUGUGCUUACAGCCCAACACCGUGCAGGACGUUUGGCAUUUGCCAGAGAACACCAAGAUUGGCAAAUUCGCCACUGGCGCCCUGUGCUCUUCACAGAUGAAAGCAGGUUCACACUGAGCAAAUGUGAUAGACGUGACAGAGUCUGGAGACGCCAUGGAGAACGUUCUGCUGCCUGCAACAUCCUCCAGCAUGACCGGUUUGGCGGUGGGUCAGUCAUGGUGUGGGGUGGCAUUUCUUUGGGGGGCCGCACAGCCCUCCAUGUGCUCGCCAGAGGUAGCCUGACUGCCAUUAGGUACCGAGAUGAGAUCCUCAGACCCCUUGUGAGACCAUAUGCUGGUGCGGUUGGCCCUGGGUUCCUCCUAAUGCAAGACAAUGCUAGACCUCAUGUGGCUGGAGUGUGUCAGCAGUUCCUGCAAGAGGAAGGCAUUGAUGCUAUGGACUGGCCCGCCCGUUCCCCAGACCUGAAUCCAAUUGAGCACAUCUGGGACAUCAUGUCUCGCUCCAUCCACCACAGACUGUUCAGGAGUUGGCGGAUGCUUUAGUCCAGGUCUGGGAGGAGAUCCCUCAGGAGACCAUCCGCCACCUCAUCAGGAGCAUGCCCAGGCAUUGUAGGGAGGUCAUACAGGCACGUGGAGGCCACACACACUACUGAGCCUCAUUUUGACUUGUUUUAAGGACAUUACAUCAAAGUUGGAUCAGCCUGUAGUGUGGUAUUCCACUUUAAUUUUGAGGGUGACUCCAAAUCCAGACCUCCAUGGGUUGAUAAAUUUGAUUUCCAUUGAUAAUUUUUGUGUGAUUUUGUUGUCAGCACAUUCAACUAUGUAAAGAAAAAAGUAUUUAAUAAGAUUAUUUCAUUCAUUCAGAUCUAGGAUGUGUUAUUUUAGUGUUCCCUUUUUUUUGAGCAGUGUAUAUACCUUGUGGUGUCUGGUUUUCUUAAAAUAACGAAUUUGAAAUGGUUUAUACUUUUACUUUUGAUACUUAAGUACAUUUUAGCAAUUCCAUUUACUUUUAAUACUUAAGUAUAUUUCAAACCAAAUACUUUUAGACUUUUACUCAAGUAAUAUUUUACUGGGUUACUUUCACUUUUACUUGAGUCAUUUUCUAUCAAGGUAUCUUUACUUUUAGUCAAGUAUGACAAUUGAGUACUUUUUCCACCACUGAACAUUGGUAAAUAACUGCAGUAGUAUUGAGAAUAAACUUUGAACAUGUUAACAUAUUAACCAAGACUGUCUGAAAAUAGGUCUUUCAUUCAUUCCUUUCUGUGGGAUCGCCUCAAACAUGUCGUCCCCUGUGUUUCUCUAGGCCAUAUACAAAAUGGUGGGCACUGUGAUCAUGAUGAAGAUGAACGAGGACGGCCUGACACCGGAGCAGAGGGUGGACAGGAUCUUCAGCAAGAUGGAUAAGAACAACGACGACCAGAUCUCAUUGGAUGAGUUCAAAGAGGCGGCCAAGAGCGAUCCGUCCAUCGUGCUCCUCUUGCAGUGUGAUAUGCAGAAGUGAGAAGGAGGUGCUCAUCUGUAUAAAACCAGACGUGUACACUCUCUUUGGACAGGCAGCACAUGUUUUAAUGUCUCAUUAAGUUCUUCUUCUCAGCCAUUUCUACAGGAAAAAAAAUUAUGCUUGGACUAUUUUUCAAUGGACUCGCUUCUUGUGGUUGUAUGCAUGAGAAUGUGAAAUAGCUGAAUAAUUUGGAAUAUAUUAUAUUACACAGUAUCAUGAUACAUUUAUAUUUUAUCAAACCUAACCUGCCAAUGUGAAUUGUGCACAAGUAAUCCUAUUCCAUUUACCUAUUCACUUUUAGGCUAGCUUGUAUAUCAGUGAAGCGCUAUACAUUGAAUUAUUCUGUUCUUGCAGUAUUUAGAUGAUCCAUGUCCACUGCUGCAGCUAGCUGCUAAUGCUAACGCUUAACAUACUGGUAAUGAACAAUAAUUCCUAUGAUAAUUGUAACUCGUCUCUAUAAUAUCCAAACGUAUUGAGCUCUUGGAAAAAUAGAGAUUCUUGUUUGUUCCAAAUAGGAAACUAACUGGAACUGAAGUGUAGGUUCUAAUCUUUGCAUGCAUGUGUUAUGUGUUCAGACUCUAUAAUCUAACCUCUUAUUACGUUUCUGCAUCCUCAAGAGCGGUAUUCAAGAAGAAGCCCUCCGAAAAGCAUUUGGUAUUGUUGCAUGGGAUGUACAGUAGUGAUUCACCAGACCAUUAUAUUAUUAACCUCCUGUGGGAGCAUGUUGCCCUCCUUAUUAAUAACAUAACGUAUGUGUAAUUAAUGUGACACGAGUUCUUGAAUGAUAGCUAAUACGAGCCCUUGUUGUAACCUUUCACACAGAGACCAGAUGUAUCUGAAAGUUGAGUAUUGAAUUUAAGUCCAACAGUAUUGAACAACUAGUGAAUAAAUAUGCUGCUAAUGAUAUACUA